This is a messenger RNA of Emys orbicularis (European pond turtle), 627 nucleotides long. It is a transcript of the gene MRAS, whose product is annotated as muscle RAS oncogene homolog. Lineage: Eukaryota; Metazoa; Chordata; Testudines; Emydidae. Gene Ontology annotation, biological process: Ras protein signal transduction. Bases 1 to 627 code for a protein of 208 amino acids. Gene Ontology annotation, molecular function: GTPase activity; GTP binding; GDP binding. The record is from RefSeq and is a predicted model, not a curated record. Gene Ontology annotation, cellular component: plasma membrane. The transcript is spliced from 5 exons.
AUGGCUACGAGUGCUGUUCCAAGUGAAAACCUGCCCACAUAUAAACUGGUGGUGGUUGGGGACGGUGGCGUGGGGAAGAGUGCUCUCACCAUUCAGUUCUUCCAGAAGAUUUUUGUGCCAGACUAUGACCCAACCAUUGAGGAUUCCUACCUGAAACACACGGAAAUAGAUGGCCAGUGGGCAAUUCUUGAUGUCCUAGACACUGCGGGACAAGAGGAGUUCAGUGCUAUGCGGGAGCAAUACAUGCGGACGGGGGACGGGUUCCUUAUAGUCUAUUCAGUCACGGACAAAGCCAGCUUUGAACACGUGGACAGGUUCCACCAACUGAUCCUCCGAGUCAAAGACAGAGAGUCUUUUCCAAUGAUAUUGGUGGCCAACAAAGUUGAUCUAAUGCAUUUGCGGAAAAUCACUCGGGAACAAGGAAGAGAAAUGGCAACUAAACAUAACAUCCCGUACAUAGAAACUAGUGCGAAGGACCCACCUCUGAAUGUUGAUAAAGCCUUCCAUGAUCUUGUUAGAGUAAUCAGGCAACAGAUCCCAGAGAAAAGCCAGAAGAAGAAGAAGAAGACCAAAUGGCGAGGAGACAGAGCGACCGGCUCCCACAAACUGCAGUGUGUGAUUUUGUGA